Messenger RNA from Otolemur garnettii (small-eared galago), 612 nucleotides. RefSeq names its product breast carcinoma amplified sequence 4 (gene BCAS4). The record is from RefSeq and is a predicted model, not a curated record. NCBI's taxonomy places the organism in Eukaryota, Metazoa, Chordata, Mammalia, Primates, Galagidae. The transcript is spliced from 5 exons. Bases 1 to 612 code for a protein of 203 amino acids. Gene Ontology annotation, cellular component: BLOC-1 complex.
AUGCAGCGGGCCGGGGGCGGGGCUCCGAGGCCAGGGCGCAGCGACGGGCUCCCGGUCAGCCUCCGCCAGCCGGACCCCGCCGCUUUCGAGAUGCUGCUUGUGGACGCCGACCGGCCGGAGCCGGUGCGCAGCGGAGCGCACGACCUUGCGCUCUUCCUGACCCCAGAGCCUGGGGCCGAGGCGAAGGAGGUGGAGGAGACCAUCGAGGGGAUGCUCUUGAGGCUGGAAGAAUUUUGCAGCCUGACUGACAUGAUCAGGAGUGACACUUCGCAGAUCUUGGAGGAAAACAUCCCACUCCUUAAGGCCAAAGUGACAGAAAUUCGUGCCGUCUACGCCAAAGUGGACCGACUAGAGGCCUUCGUAAAGAUGGUUGGGCACCACGUUGCCUUCCUGGAAACCGAUGUGAUUCGGGCUGAGCGGGACCACGGGGCCUUCCCACAGGCCAUGAGGAGGUGGCUGGGCUCUGCAGGGCGCCCCACCUUCAGGAACAAACCAUCUGCCCCAGCACCCCUGAUGUAUGAGCUGCCCACGUUAUACAGGACCGAGGACUAUUUUCCUGAGUUCAACAGGGAGGUCCAGCAUCAAGGCCCUAGCCGUCCUCAGCGCCUGUGA